This is a messenger RNA of Funneliformis caledonium, 2874 nucleotides long. The record is from the annotation of a GenBank genome assembly. Lineage: Eukaryota; Fungi; Glomeromycota; Glomeromycetes; Glomerales; Glomeraceae.
AUGGCUCCAAACCGUAUCGUUCCAAUUAUGAGUGAAAGUACUUUCAAUUUGCCUCGCCUUGAAGAUUAUGAUAUAAGUCCAUUGAGUGGGUUUCUUCCCUCUACUCCACCAUUACAACGUCUAACUAAUCCUUACUAUGAGCCAUGGGAAACCUUGAUUGAUAUAUUUCAUGAAUUGAUGUUGAUCGGUCGUUUAAGAGAAUAUGUUAAAAAGUUGCCGAUUUUGAAAACUGAUCGCCUAGAAACUAAAGGAGAAUAUCGUCGUGCUUUCUUAGUUUUGUCCUUUUUAGCACAUGGAUAUGUGUGGGGAAAGUACGAACCAAUUUCAGAUAGGUUACCGGCUAAUAUUGCCAUUCCUUGGGUGAAAGUAUCAGAUUAUCUUGAUGUCGCGCCAAUAUGUAAUCAUGCUGCAGUCGUGACAUGGAAUUGGCGCUUACUAUUUUCAAAUGAACCGUUUGAUUUAAACAAUCUUGCUACAUUAAUUACGUUUUCAAACACGUUGGAUGAAUCUUGGUUUUACCUAGUUACAACCGCCAUUGAAGGAUUCGGUGGACGCGCUCUUACGGGUAUUAUGACUGCGAUUCAAGCUGUUUAUGAUGGUAAUGACGAACAAUUGAUUAACGCGUUGAAAGUUAUCAGUUCCACUAUUUUUGAUAUUAACGCAACCCUACAAAGGAUGUUCGAAAAAUGUGAUCCGUAUGUCUUUUACUGGAAGGUACGACCAUACCUCUCUGGUUGGAAGAAUGAAGAUCUUUUGCCGCAAGGGUUAAUUUAUGAGGGAGUAGAUGAAGAUGACGAGAAUGGGAAUCCGACUUAUCGGCAAUAUAUAGGAGGUAGUGCAGGUCAAAGUGCUUUAAUCCAAGCUCUUGAUAUUGCGCUUAAUAUAGAACACUAUCCAACGGGAGUUAGACCGAACGCAAAUGGACACACAUCUUCAGAGAAUGGCCAUUUUUAUAAGAAUUCUUGUCACCAUUAUUCCUCAUGUCUUAAUGGAUACUCUCAAAAACACGAGAUUCAUCAUUAUGCAACUAAUGGACAUACUAAACCUCAACAACCUUACCUUCACAGUAUUCGCCAGAAUAUCCCAGGAAAUCAUCGUAAAUUUCUUGAAGACCUUGCUAAGAUAGCAAAUAUUCGAAAUUAUAUAAUAUCCAAUGCUAAUUACGAUUCAAGUACUAAUACAUCAUUAUCAGACGAAGAUGAAGACGCGAAAUUAUUACGCGAAACUAAGGAAGCUAGUGAUUUAGUUAAGGCGUAUAAUGAAUGCUUGAUUCAAAUGAAAAAUUUUAGAAACAAGCAUUUACAAAUUGUGAGCGUCUAUAUUGUAAUUCAAUCACAUAAAAGAGUUGGUGGUUUGCAUUUCAACGCAAAGGAAGGCACUCCUACUGUAAAUAAAGGACAAUUGACAAAAGAACAAGCGUCUUUAGCUUUCGGCUACGUUUCCGUAAAGGCUCAUAAACGACAUCGCAUAAACCCUUCAACAAUAAGACCUAAUAUGCAUCCACCUUCGGAUAGUUCGGACCCACUUUUAAGUGAGCUUCAUGAAUUCAAUAAUCAAUUGCAGAACAUGUCAAGUCAUCUCACUCUUGGAGAAACAGCAUCCGUAAUAACCACGGUAACUGAUACUUCCCCAGAAGUAAUGGAAUUAGAUGGAAAUGGAAAAGCUGAUGAUGACAACAUGUCUUGGACGCAUUCACAUACCCAUCACGGUGAUGACCAAUCAUGUUUUCAUGGAACGGUCGGGACACCUGAUGAUUUAAGAGAAGCGCAUGGUGGUCUAAGCGAAAUUAUGUUCAGCGAAUUACCAAAUUUGAAAAAUAUUGGGCUCUGUUCUCUUGGGUUGGUCAAAUUGUCUCCAAAUAUCUGCUUUCUAUAUAUUACAAAUUGUCUGCAAAUAUGUUGUAAUGAAUUGACGGAAAUACCGGCAGAAAUUGGAUAUAUGAAAAAUCUGACAAAACUCGACUUGUCCAAGAAUAAAUUGAAAUACAUUCCUGACACGAUUGGAUUUUUACAUAAGCUAGUUGAACUUCGAUUAUCAGAAAAUCAAUUAACUUACAUACCAUCGUCUAUUGGUUCCCUCAAAAAACUUGGUACUUUAUUGCUUGAAAAUAAUAAGCUUACCGAGUUACCACCUGAAAUUGGAGAAAUCAAGACGCUUGUGAAUUUGGAUGUUCGUGAGAAUCCAAUUACGGUUUUACCCGCCGAACUUGGAAGGUUACAGUAUUUACGUAAACUUCGUACCGAGGAAUGUCCAUUAAAAUCAGAAUUUGUGCAUGACAUUACUCAUUCUCCACCCACGCUUAUGGAACUCGCCGCACGCACGAUCGUUCGAAAACAGAUUCCAAUUCUUGAGGAUACAACAGAGCAUUUGAAAGAUUAUCUUGCUAGCGCCAAAAAAUGUAGCUUUUGUUGCGGUCCAUACUUUGAAAGCUUUGUGAAAAGAGGAAAGAUCAUUGAUAAGAAUGAGCAUCAUAUCCCUCUCGAGUAUAGAUUGUGUAGCCCACAUUGGAAUACCGAGCAAGAACGAGUUAGUUUAUUGUUUUGCGCGUUACCGGAUACGGCACCUAGUUCCGAGCCAUAUAAGCAUCCAAAUCUUAGCGACCCAACUGUAACAUCUGACUGUAAUGCGUCCGUUGUGAGUGUCUCGACUUCAUUCGACCCACGACAAAAACUUCAACGUUCCUCUUCACGACGUUCCAUGACCAUCCCUCUUAGCUCCCUUACUAGAUCCCCCUCUUUACCAAGUCUACCGAGGUCAGCUUCUCCAAGGCCUUCAAGUCAAUUAGGAGAUGACCGUCCACAAUUUUGGGAAAACCUCCGUUUAGCAAUUCAGCUUCGCGUUUUGGUUCGAGAAGGCGCAUAUAGUAUCGCUUAA